Molecule: messenger RNA, 618 nt
Organism: Cooperia oncophora
Lineage: Eukaryota; Metazoa; Nematoda; Chromadorea; Rhabditida; Trichostrongylidae
Source: the annotation of a GenBank genome assembly
AUGGAUUUCAGGUUCAAAGCUGAGGAUGCGGGCGAAGAUGCUCAACGCUGUAUCAAAAUCGUGGAAGCAGAUAUGGAUUCGCUGCUACUGGUGCUUGAUAAUGAAGAUCCUGAGCUCAGUGAACUAGUCAUCUAUACCUUGCGUAGCUAUGUGGCGCUUUUCAAGGAUAACUGUACGGAUGAGAAAGCAACCAGUAUGUUGACGAAGAUCGUGUCCGUUUGCUUACGACGGUUUGUAAUUAGCGAAGAACUGGACGUGGAUGGAUCGGGUGAAGAUGAAAUCGAAUUCGCCGAGUACAGGAAGGAACUGCGCGGAAUUCUUAAUACGAUCGGGAACAUGCGUUGCGACCUGAUAGUGGCCCCACUAGAAGUUCUGGUUGAUGAAGUUGCGGCCAGUGGCGGUGGCACGGCAAUGCCUAUUGCACGAUUGGAAGCUAUUGUCCAGUUGGUUCAUGGUCUGGUGGAGAUUAUUCCGGCGAAUUUCGUCAAUAUGAAAGAAGGAUGGAUGGGACGUGGUGCAUUGUUACCAGUCAAUCUGCUCAACUCUAUGCAACUAGAUGGCCGAUCAGCUACAGUUCAUGUCUUAUACUUUGAGGUAGGUCUCGUGUUCGUAACCUAA